Cotesia glomerata is the source of this 3599-nucleotide messenger RNA. It is a transcript of the gene Rcd1, whose product is annotated as KAT8 regulatory NSL complex subunit 3. The coding region runs from base 364 to 3543 and encodes 1059 amino acids. The record is from RefSeq and is a predicted model, not a curated record. Gene Ontology annotation, cellular component: NSL complex. The transcript is spliced from 6 exons. Gene Ontology annotation, biological process: positive regulation of transcription by RNA polymerase II. Lineage: Eukaryota; Metazoa; Arthropoda; Insecta; Hymenoptera; Braconidae.
AUUUAUGAAUCUCUCCCCACUCUAUAGACAAGUUGAGAAAAAAAGCAAGCAUCAAGCCAAAGCCAAUCCGAUCAUUAUUUCAACAACUAUCAAUGAGAGUGAGUGAGUGAGGAAAUAAAAUACUACACCACAACGUAAUUCAUACAAAGAAAAAUUAUUUACGUGCAUAUAAAAUUGUUAAAUGUGAAAAAUUUUUAUUUUUUUAAAUUAAGCACAAUUUGCUUUAUUUAAAAAAUGUUUUAUAAUUUUUAUUACGCUUAUACAAGAAUUAAUACAGAAUUUAAAUGCCCAGCAGUAAGACGAAGCUUAACAUGGGCAUGAUGAGAGUUUGAAUUAAUUUAUCGAGGAUUAAAAUAAAAGACAAUGUCAUCCUCACCUAGUGGAUCCAACCACCCUGGUCUUACUACGGAUUUUCCUGAUGACAAUUUAAAUAAAUUGACAUCAUUUUUACAUAAAUUGGCUGGAUAUACCGAUGAAGAAGUCAGUGCUAUUUUAAAGGAACACUGUUAUGCUAGACCUUGGAACUGGAGACCGGAGAAUGUUUAUGUCAAGCCAACUAUUAGGAUAUUUUUUACCAAGCCUCCGCUAACUAGGAGAAAGCUGCAUAAACGAAGUGUAAUAGACGUAGAAAAUUGCGACGAACCAGACAAAUUAUCUAUCCCAAGUGACUUAACAAAUCCCCGAAACUCAAUAGAAGAAGCUCUGAGAUUAAUCAACUUCACCCGGCCAGAAGACAGCAAUGACGACUGGGAAGAAAAGAUAGAAAAAACAUUAUGGUCGCCAGUGCAAAGAAGAAUAUUUUCGCGAAUAUUUAUGAUAAUAAACUCUGAGCGCCUCCACAGACUAACAAAAGUGAACAAUAAAAUGGAGCUAGUAUACCGACGAACAUCAACCGACUCCUCAGCUAAAAAAUUCCGCGAGGUAAUGGCAACUAUAAGUUGGGACUACAGAAUACUUCAAUGGUUGCACGGCUUACUAGUUGAUAAUUUAUCCCGAGAAGCACUUAUAAUUUAUUUAGACAUACUCCAAACACUAAGAGCUAAAGUUCCUCAGCUAGUCGACAGAAUGACUGCCCCAACAGCAAAUGCAAUUGUUAAACCCGGAUCUAUACCUUUAGAGACACUUAAUGCUCUUAUAAAACGAACCUGGGAUCCAGUGGCUACUUGUUUAAAUAAUAUUAGACCUAAAAAGCUUCCAGGUAAUCCAAUUUUAGUUGUAGUGCCUUCAGGAAUUGGAAGUAGCAUUUCUCCACGUCAACACAAGUGGAUUACACAAUUGGGAUUGCUUGGAACGCUUGUUACUGUUCAUUCACAUUUAGGAUUGUCGGCUAAUAAAAUGACCAUGAUGACGUGCCUUGAGCAACUUGUACAAGCUACAAGAGCUAAGAUUCAAGAUGUAAGAAGUGAUUUUCCAGGAAAUCCUUUAAUUUUAGUUGGUUUUAAUACUGGAGCGGCUCUAGCAUCUCAAGUUGCGCUAAUGGAGCAUGUAACAGCUGUAAUAUGUCUCGGAUUUCCUUUUGCGACUGCAGAAGGCAAAAGAGGCUCGCCUGAAGACACUCUUAUGGAUAUAAGAUGCCCUAUUAUGUUUGUAAUUGGUCAGAAUGCAACGCUUGUAAGACCUGAUGACUUGGAAAAUGUACGAGAAAAAUUACUCGUUGAAAGUUGUCUAGUUGUUGUUGGUACUGCGGAUGAUAGCUUGAGAAUAUCGAGUAAUAAAAAAAUUUCUGAAGGAAUUUCUCAGGCUAUGGUUGAUCGGUGUAUCAUGGACGAAAUUACUGAUUUUAUUGGCGGGAUUCUGGUUCAACCUCAUCCACUACCGCUACGUCCAGCGGGAUUGUUGAAUCCGGAUAAGAAUAAAAGAGAUGCGAGGAAACGGAAAAAUUCAACGAGUAGUUCUGUUGACAGUGAAUCGAGCUUUCCUAAUUUACAGAAGAAAAGUCGUUCAGGUACGCCGAGUCAGUUUAAUCCAAACAGGAGUCAAGGCUCUUUUGAUAAGUCUUCAGGUUUAAAUAUGCAAUCCACUCUUGUUACAGCGGGAAAUUCUAAUGAUGUUAACGCACAUAAUUCUGUUCCAAGGCGGAAACCCAAAAUUAUUAAUAAUCAGGUAUUAGGCUCGUCUGAUCAAAUAAUAGCUCGUCAGCCGAUUCCAAUAUCCUCAAAUUCAAACGGAAUCACACUGAAUAUUGGAUCUAUGGCUAGUUUAAGUCCCAUGGGUCCAAUAAGAUUACCCGCCGGACCGUCAAAUCAAUUGAACAAUCCAAUUCAAUCUAAUUCUAAUUCAAAACCUCCUGUUUUAUUUUCCAAAGUACCAAAAAUGAUUCCAUCAAAUAAUACACCAAACUUUACGGGAAAGUUGAAAACAAUUACACCAAUGAAUAAAACGUUCAAUAAAUCCAUCUCUACUAAUAAUUAUAAGACGAUGGAAAAAUCUGGAGAGACAAAACUCGUUACGGUAUUAACAUCCAAUGGGAACCAAGUUAGAGUCGCAGCACCUUCAGGUGGUCAAAAUAAAUCUUCUGGAACAGGAGGAUCUUUGACUGCAUUGCUACAAAAUCGAAAAAAUAAUGACAAUUUAACUGAGGAAAAAAUUUCUAAUCAAACAAUACCAAUCAGUCACUGUGAAUCCAGUAGUACGACUACUAGUACUGCAUCUACAACGACAAAAGUGAUGGAGUGUACGAGUUCAGGUGGAAAUAUUAAUUUAAAUAAUGCAAUCAAUAUCACAAGAGUUAACGAAAUUACUCCAGCGACUGAAAGUACGAAUUCAAUAACAAUACUGCCGUGGUCGAAUAAAAUAAAAAAUUCACUGAAAAAUGAUGAGACACUGCCUAAAAUAACGCCUAUAAAUAAAAAUCAAUGGCAAAAAUCCCACCAACCAUUAAUUAAAAAUAAUCCGUCAUUAGAAGUUGACGAUGAUGAUCUCGGAAAUAUUUUAGACAUACCAAUAAUAUUUGCUAAAGAUGAUGAUAAUUUAAAUGCUAUUGAAAAAGCACCACCUAUUUCUUUGCCUCUCACCACUAUCAAUGAUUCAAUUCAACAAAAACCAGUCAAUAAAAUAAACCCGACAAAAGUUGUUUUAUUGAGUAAUAAAGAAGGUAAAGUUUAUCAAAGACCUACGAGUAAAAUAACACCAAAAAAAAUUGAUCAGGAUUUAAAUCAAUCAGACUCAAGUCUCGUUAAUCGUGUUGUCUUUCAAAGACGCAUGCAAAAUUCAUCGAUUUCUUCUACUCAAUCUUCGUCUUCUGGAAGCAAUCAACAACCUGUUAAAUAUACUAAAAUAAUAUUAUCAAAACGACAAAAUUCUGGAACUUCAACGAAAUAUACUGAUCAAGUGGUGUUAACUAAAAAUAAGCGUCCGUCUUCCCAAUUAAUUGUCGGCGAUCAAAGUCAUUCAUCGUUUACAACAACACCUAUUAAAGUUAUAUCUAAAUUAGCAGAUAAAAGUAAUAAUGAUAAUGAUAAUCAUAAUAUUGUAGAUAAUGAAAAAAAACUUGUACAAACUAAAACUAAGGACUGUAAAUUGUUUGACGAGUCAGACAUUUGAUAAUCUAGCGGAGUUAUUUUUAGUUUAAAUAUAAAUUGUUAUAUUGUCUCAUUUUA